Messenger RNA from Arabidopsis thaliana (thale cress), 1324 nucleotides. Its product is annotated as Haloacid dehalogenase-like hydrolase (HAD) superfamily protein. Bases 476 to 1324 code for a protein of 282 amino acids. The record is from RefSeq and is marked reviewed. NCBI's taxonomy places the organism in Eukaryota, Viridiplantae, Streptophyta, Magnoliopsida, Brassicales, Brassicaceae. The transcript is spliced from 8 exons.
GUCGACGUGAGUAAAAACGCUUUUUCUCCAGAUUUAACGACAACCAAUCGAUGAGUCAUGACUCAUGAGGGACACCAUUGAAACGUUUGGUUAACAUAUUGCCUUCAAAGCCUUUUUUGGUUUUUCUUCAUUUCUCUUUCGCGAAGUUUCAUUGAUCAGAAAGGGUUCCCACUUUCUCCAUUGAUUAUUCUUUUGUUCGAUUCUUCUCGGUAUGUUUCGAUCUGGCUAAUUGAUUUCUUUUUUCUUUUAGUUACGAUUUUACGUUUAGCAUUUUCAUUAUUGUCCCCUGUUAGAUUUCGAUUCAGAUUUCAGAGUGUAGUUUCUGCUGAUCUAUAGAAAUGUUAUAUGGUGAUGUGAGAGAUUUAUAAUCUAUGGGAUCUGAUGUCAAAGUUUCCAACUUUAUGUGAAAUGUGUGUUGGUGACAUUGAGAUUCAGUUGGUUAAGGUUUUGUUUUCAGGUGUGAUUUGGUAUCAAAAUGGCGUAUGAGGAACACUUUCAGCAAACUUCUGAAGCUAAAUAUGAUUGUCUUUUAUUUGAUAUAGAUGAUACUCUUUACCCUCUCAGUUCUGGUUUGGCCAUGGAAGUGAAAAAGAACAUUCAAGAAUAUAUGGUUCAGAAACUUGGUAUUGAAGAAGAUAAAGUCCAAGAACUUUGCCUUUCCCUUUAUAAAAUCUAUGGAACUACUAUGGCUGGUCUCAAGGCUGUGGGUUAUGACUUUGAUUAUGACGAUUUCCAUCGUUUUGUUCAUGGGAGAUUGCCAUACUCAACACUGAAGCCUGACCCAAUUCUGAGGAAUAUUAUUCUUAGCUUGCCUAUUCGGAAAGUUGUUUUUACGAAUGCAGACAAGGCUCAUGCAGCCAAGAUUAUUGCCAGGCUAGGCCUAGAGGGCUGCUUUGAGAAAAUCAUAUCUUUCGAGACUCUGAACCCCAUCACCAAAACUGAAUCUCCUGUUGAUACCAAAACCAGAGAAAUCUUCGACAUAAUCAGUUACAUGGCAAAUCCUGAUUCAAGCAUUGAACUUCCAAAGACUUCUGUUGUAUGCAAACCUUCUGAAGGAGCAUUCGAACAGGUUUUCAAGAUGGCCAACAUCAAUCCUAAGAAGACAUUGUUCUUCGAUGACAGCAUCCGCAACAUUCAAACUGGGAAGCGCGUUGGUCUCCACACCGUAUGGGUUGGGACCUCACACAGAGAGGAAGGAGUAGAUAUUGCAUUGGAGCAUAUUCACAACAUACGUGAAGCUCUUCCUCAACUAUGGGAUGCUGUUGAUGACAAAGCCAAGGAGAUUAGAACCAGGCAAAAGGUCGCCAUUGAAACCAUUGCUUAA